Messenger RNA from Thelazia callipaeda (thelaziosis nematode), 516 nucleotides. The record is from the annotation of a GenBank genome assembly. Lineage: Eukaryota; Metazoa; Nematoda; Chromadorea; Rhabditida; Thelaziidae.
AUGAUAUUAAAUAUGGAGUGGGGCGCAUUUGGAGACAACGGUUGUAUUGACUUUUUGAUGACUGAGUUUGAUCGAGAAGUAGAUAAACGAUCUAUCAAUCCCGGGAAACAUUUGUUUGAAAAGAUGAUAUCGGGAAUGUAUUUGGGGGAAUUGGUACGCCUAGUACUGACUAAACUUGCUAAGGAGAAAAAACUUUUCAACGGAGGAAUUGAGCUAACCUCAAAAUAUAAACGUGAGAAUCCGAUAGUAGGACCACAAGGCAAAAAAGGGCCUCGGGGCCCACCUGGUCCUAUGGGCCCUGCAGGCCCACAGGGAGAUAAGGGACCUCCUGGAGAAGAAGGCCCAGUAGGUCCACGUGGUCCACCUGGUGAAAAAUUACCUUGGAAUCUGGAAAGACCAAUAAUCGCUGGUAUCGCAGUAGGUGCAUUAUUUGCAUGUUCACUUGCAUUGAUAUUCUUUCUGCUAUCAGCAACAGGCGUGAUUUUGGGGAAUGCAGUAGAAGGCGAGGAAGAAUAA